Messenger RNA from Synchytrium microbalum, 1860 nucleotides. RefSeq lists its product as uncharacterized. The record is from RefSeq and is a predicted model, not a curated record. Gene Ontology annotation, cellular component: cytoplasm. Gene Ontology annotation, molecular function: oxidoreductase activity, acting on NAD(P)H; 2 iron, 2 sulfur cluster binding; flavin adenine dinucleotide binding. Lineage: Eukaryota; Fungi; Chytridiomycota; Chytridiomycetes; Synchytriales; Synchytriaceae. The transcript is spliced from 10 exons. The coding region runs from base 1 to 1860 and encodes 619 amino acids.
AUGGCUAUCAUAGAAGAGAGGGUCUGUAAGGUCAACGAACUCAAGAAUGGGCAAAUGAAGGAAGUCAUGGUCGGAAGUGCUGGCAAGGCUCUCCUUUCAUGUGUUGACGGUGUCUUUCGAGCGACUUCCCAUCUAUGCCCGCAUUAUAAAGCUCCUCUUGCUAAGGGCGCUCUGAGUGAGGAUGGUCGCGUCAUAUGUCCCUGGCACGGUGCCUGCUUCUCGGUCAACACCGGUGAUAUUGAAGACGGUCCAUCGCUCGACAGUUUGCAAUGCUUUGAAGUUAUUGUGAAGGGAUCUGACGUGUACAUUCGUGCUGAUGAAGAUGCCAUCAAGUUGGGACGACGUGUACCUCCCUCAGUAAGGAUAUCGUCAACAGACAAGCGAACUGUUGUCAUUUUAGGUGGAGGAGCCGGUGGAAUGGUUUGCGCUGAAACACUUCGAGCAUCCGGUUUUGCUGGACGUGUCGUUCUUGUCUCUCGAGAACCAUAUUUACCUAUUGAUCGUCCUAAAUUGAGCAAAGCUUUGAAAUCAGAGCCAGCUAAAAUCGCUCUCCGUGACGAAAAGUUCUUUGCUUCUCAAGAUAUCGAUAUCUUGUUGGGAACUGAAGCCAAAUCUGUCGAUGUCAAGGCCAAGAAGGUCACUCUUAGCAACAAAAGUGUGCUUGGAUAUGAUUAUUUGGUGUUGGCUACUGGUGGUGAUCCAAGGACAUUGCCAGUUCCAGGAAAGGACCUCAAGAAUGUAUUUGUGUUACGAACAGCUACUGAUUCAAAUGCCAUCGAAAAAGCUGUUGCUGAUGCUGCAGCAGCUGCUGGAGGUGGAGAUGCUAAGCCCAAUCUUGUUAUUGUUGGUUCGAGUUUCAUCGGUAUGGAAGCAGCCAGUAUCUUGGCAAAACAAGCCAAUAUUGCCGUUAUCGGAAUGGAAAAAGUACCGUUCGAACGUGUUCUCGGUACACGAGUUGGAACUGCUAUGGCCACCUUGAACACCAACAACGGAAUCAAGUUAAAGAUGGAGGCUGUUGUUGAUCGAUUUGAGCCCUCUGCGUCCGACAAGACUAAAAUUGGGGCCGUCGUUCUCAAGACAAAGGAAGUUGUUGCCGCCGAUGUUAUCGUUAUCGGUGCUGGGGUGAUUCCCAAGACUGACUUCCUAAAGGACUCUGGCAUCAAGUUGGAUCGUGACGGUGGUAUCACGGUUGAUGCCCAACUUCGAGUACCAGAUGCUGAAGGUGUCUUUGCUGUCGGCGAUGUGGCACGCUACCCAUACCAUGUGACUGGUGAGAUGGUGCGAGUGGAGCAUUGGAAUGUUGCCCAAAACCAUGGUCGUCUGGUAGCCCGAAAUAUCGUAUCCUUGACAAAAGGUCUGGAGCCCAAGUUGAACUUUGUCCAAAUACCCUUCUUCUGGACUGUACAAUUUGGCAAAUCAAUCCGAUAUGCUGGACAUGCUGAAUCGUUUGAUGAUGGCUCAACUGAAUUGGACAGCACUGGUGGCGGUUUAGCCUUCAUGGCCUACUACGUUCGAGGUGAAAAUGUGUUGGCUGUUGCCGGUUUAGGAAAAGAUCCGCUUGUGUCCUAUUGUAGCGAGUUAUUGAGAUUGGGCAAGAUGCCAUCUGCAUCUGAACUGAAGACUGGCAAGUCUCCCAGCGAAGUCGCACUAGCAGAUCCGAGCAAGCCAGUAAAGGCCGCAUCUUCUGCCUCUGCCUCUGCACCUCAAAAACCUCAAGCAUCUACUGGUGCAGCUUCAAGCUCAUCAUCGUCAGCAUCCUCUUCAUCUGUUCCCUCUUCCAACCCAGCAUUGCUUGUCGUGGCCGUAAUAGUCGUAGUCGCUGCUGUUUCCAUAUACUUUUACAAUGCUAAGAAGAACUAA